AUGGUUUCUCGAUCCCCGCCAGUGGGCACCCCACUGCUGAAAUCCUCUGUUCCCGAGACGCCUUUCAAAGAUGCGCCAAAACCAGCACCGCAAACGGUACCUUUCCCUUCACCACAGACAUUUGAGAUAAUCCCACCAUUGCAUGGGAUUCUUUCUCGCUUGCUUUCCUCCAAAGGCCAGUCGGACGUACCCGGGGAUACAACCGGGGUUUCAGGAGCUUCCCAGGUGCAGACCCAACAAACACCUUCAAACAUCUCUAAUGGUGCACACGAUGGCAACACUACCUCUUCGCAUGCCGCACCAGAAGUAUCAGAUCUCGGCUCAAGUGUCCGCCCGUCGCUCGAUGUGAAAACCCUCCCUACCGAAACCAGCUCUGUCAGGAUUCGAAUUCAGAAGGCUCGUACAGUCGUUGAAGGGUUGCCAGAUGUGCAUCGGUCAGUCGAUGACCAACAAAGAGAGAUUUCAGAGCUGGAGGAUAGUGUGAGACGUUUGCGCUCUGUCAUCUCUGACUUUGGGAAUCGAGCAGGAAUGCUACAUGAGGACAAUACGAGGACCGUGGAGGCAUGA
Penicillium digitatum Pd1 is the source of this 567-nucleotide messenger RNA. Its product is annotated as mediator of RNA polymerase II transcription subunit 9. The record is from RefSeq and is a predicted model, not a curated record. Gene Ontology annotation, biological process: regulation of transcription by RNA polymerase II. Lineage: Eukaryota; Fungi; Ascomycota; Eurotiomycetes; Eurotiales; Aspergillaceae. Gene Ontology annotation, cellular component: mediator complex. Gene Ontology annotation, molecular function: transcription coregulator activity.